Anopheles marshallii is the source of this 2733-nucleotide messenger RNA. RefSeq names its product fasciclin-2 (gene Fas2). The record is from RefSeq and is a predicted model, not a curated record. Gene Ontology annotation, molecular function: protein binding. The coding region runs from base 1 to 2733 and encodes 910 amino acids. The transcript has 11 exons. Gene Ontology annotation, biological process: axon guidance; cell-cell adhesion. Lineage: Eukaryota; Metazoa; Arthropoda; Insecta; Diptera; Culicidae. Gene Ontology annotation, cellular component: axon; plasma membrane.
AUGGCAGCUCAAUAUGGCCGUAGCAGCAGCUCAGCGGCCCUGAUGAUGCUGCUCGUUUGGAUUACGCUUAUAGGAGUGGCACAGUCCCAGAAUCAACCGAGGCUGAAAAUUUUGCCCGCCUCGUCCAUACAGCGGAAACCGGUUGGACAUUCGCUACUGUUGACCUGCCGACCAGAAGUACCGGACACUAAUCUGAUCUCGGAUCUCAGAUGGAACGACAACCGCAACAUGACCAUCCUACCGAAACCGAUGAACUAUUACUAUCCUCUGUACGAUUCGAAAGGUCGUAAGCUUCCAAUGAAAGCGGGCCAGUCAUCGCCGAUGAUCUACACGGAAUCGAUAGCGGGCGGUACGGCGUUAGCGCUAAUCUUUAACUCGCUGCAGGAGUCGAUGGCCGGGACGUACUUCUGUGCCGCUUCGUACUCCGUCACGGAAAAGCUGAACGCGGCCGUCGUGGUAGAAACUUACGUUGCCAUCACCUGGAAGGAUGCACCCACGGAUCAGCGUCCUCUGAUGGGUACGGACUACAUCGUACGUUGCGAAGUAACCGCCAACCCACCGGCCACUGUUGAUUGGCUUCGCAACGGUGACCAGAUCAAGUCCAGCGGACGGUAUGUGAUCGAAAACCGAGGUUUGCUGAUCAAAAACAUCACCGAGGCGGAUGAUGGUGUGUAUACGUGCCGGGCUGCCGUUAUGUCGACGGGUGAGCUAAAGAACCGUGAGAUAAGGGUCGAGGUGCAGAUCAUGCCAGAAGUGCAGGAACUGCCACGGGUAAUGGACGCCGUCGAGGGCCAAUCGUUUUCGGUGAUGUGCAACGCAACUGGCAAACCGGUGCCCGAAUUCCAGUGGGUUAAGACGGGAACGCAACAGAAUGCGGCCGACUUAGAUAGAUUUUCCGUCAACGCCAUCACUGGUCAGCUCGAUAUCAGCACCGUGGAACAGCAGGAUCAUGACAGCUAUGCCUGCAUCGCACGCAAUCCGGCCGGCCAUUCGCAGUCGGUGAUGAAACUUAACGUGCUGAUACGACCGAAAAUAAUCGAGUUCAUCAACAUUACCGUGUCGGAAAACGAGGAGGCAGUCUUUGUGUGCAAAGCGUUCGGGCGACCUGCGCCAGAAAUCACGUUCCGUCGCUACGGUACGGUCGAAGAGUACUCGAUAGGUUUGCAGGUUAGUGACGAUCGCAUCAUCUUGGAACAGUCGACGGACGAUGAGAAGGGCGAAACGCUCGGCACGUUACGCAUUUCGAAGCUCGCCACCACCGACGAUGGGCUGUACGAAUGUAUUGCGCGAAACCGUGGCGAUGUUGCAUUCAAAGUUGGACACAUCACCGUCGAAUACCGGCCAAUCUUCGACCACAUGAAGGCGCUACCGCCGGUAUACACCUGGGAGGAGCGUACGGCUAACCUGAGCUGCUUCGCGCAAGCCAUUCCGAACGCAACGAUCGAGUGGCGUUUCAACGAUCGGCGCGUGCAGGAUCUGUACGAUCAAAACCUGCGCAUCGAAAACGAGGGUCUGCGCAGCGAUCUGCUGGUAACGCCGCGCGACCGUCGCUACUACACCGCCUACAAAUGUGUCGCCCACAACAGGCUGGGCAGUGCGGAGCAUCUGAUGGAGCUGCGUGAAGCUCGCAUUCCGGAAUCGGUCCCGCAGUCGAAACCGCGCGUCGUCAGUGCGACCUCGAUCACGUUCGACAUUAUGGCACCGCCGGUCGAGCCCGGUUUGCCGCUGACGGCGUUUUCCGUACAGUGGAAGGAACAGAUCCAGAACGAUUGGAACUUUGCGUUCAACCGUACCUGGUCGCCGGACAGCCCGUACAUCGUGGAAGGGUUGCGACCACAGACGGCCUACUCGUUCCGAUUUGCGGCACGGAACGUCGUUGGGCUCAGCCAGUGGGGUGCGUACGUGCAGCAGUCGACACCGCGCCGUUCGGAGCCGGAAACGCCACGCAUCCUGCACACACCCAUCCAGGAUGAGGAGGAAGACAGCGAUCCAAUCGUUACCUCACCGUACGCGGACCAUUUCGACAUGCGGUGGAGCAUACCGGUGGACAACGGUGAGCCGAUCGAUAUGUACCGCAUCAAGUACUGUCCGGGUACCAAGGUGAACGGCUACUGGACCGAGAUGGAGGAGCACUGCCUCGAGCAGGACAUUGCGCGCAUGACCAACUUCGAAAUGCGCAACCUGCAGGCCGAUACCUACUACCGGAUAGAGCUGAUGGCGCACAACGCGAUCGGCUUCUCGAAGCCGGCCCACGUACUGAUGAAGACGGCACGAGGUAUCGACGUGGUACUGCGAGUUGACAGUCCAACACUGUCGUCGGCGGCUGUCAUUGGAAUCGUGAUCGGAUCGGUAGUGUUGCUGCUGAUCAUCGCUGAUCUGCUGUGCUGUGCGUUCGGUAACCUGGGCAUACUGGCCACGCUGUGCCGGAAAACGAAACGAUCUCCCUCGGAUCUGGACGAUGAAGCUAAACUUGGCAGUCUCUACGGUUGGCGUUUUCCGCUACCCUAUUGCAGUGGCAGUCUGAUCAAGGAGCGUCCACCGUCACCGUUACCGCUGCCGCCACCAAUCGUGAAGCUGGGCGCCACUACGCCAUUGGAAGACGAAAAGCAACCCCUCAACACGCAACCUGCCGCUGCCGCCUCACCGCUGAAGGUAAACUCUUCGGUCGAGUUCGAUGGUCGCGUAGUACACUCGCGGAGUGGUGAAAUUAUUGGUAAAAAUUCCGCCGUGUAA